Carassius auratus (goldfish) is the source of this 1784-nucleotide messenger RNA. RefSeq lists its product as uncharacterized. The record is from RefSeq and is a predicted model, not a curated record. The transcript is spliced from 9 exons. Bases 602 to 1450 code for a protein of 282 amino acids. NCBI's taxonomy places the organism in Eukaryota, Metazoa, Chordata, Actinopteri, Cypriniformes, Cyprinidae.
UGAAAGUAAUUUCUAGAAGCGAAAGAUAUCCCCGAAGACAUCAGCAGUUACAAUGAUGAGAAGCGAGAUCGUAAUCAUUCUGUUCGCUUUUCUCGUUGAAGGUAUGUUUGGUGUUACACAUGCAGUGAAGUCCGUAUCAGAAAUGGAGGGAGAUUCAGUCACUCUAAACACUGGUAUAAUCAAAAAAGAGCAUGACAAGUUGCUGUGGUAUUUUGAAGACACUCGCAUCGCUCUGAUCAAUGGAGAUCCCAACACGAGCUGUUUAUAUGAUGGAGAAGACGGGAGAUUCAGAGACAGACUGAAGGUGGACUAUGAGACUGGAUCUCUGAUCAUCACAAACAUCACAACUCAACACGCUGGACGUUAUGAAGCAGAGAUCAUCAGAAGUGAGAGUUCGGCAAAAGACAAAACUUGAACAGAAGCCCCAAGUGUAACAGCACAAAAAUCACCAAAAAAGCCUCAACUAAAAUCUUUCAGUCUGACUGUCAGUGCUGUUUCAGGUUCAGGUCUGUCUCCAGCUGCUGUAGCAGGAAUUGUUGGCUGCAGCUGUAGCUGCUGUAGCUCUUGUGAUUUACUUUUGCCGCAGAAGAUCCAGAAAUGGAUGCUGUCACUUGUUCUUUAUUGGAGGAGUUCACCUGCAUCCUUUUCUACUAAGUUGGCAGUUUAUCUAAUGCCAAAUACACUUAUCCGACGAUCAAUCAUUUCUCAUAUUUACUUUCUCUCGCCGUCACAGCACACAGACAAGAUGUACAAGGAGUUCACCUGCAUCCUUUUUGAUUGGCACCCCUUCCAGGAAGUUGGAAACCAGAUAACAGCAGCGGUCAGCAGCGGUCACCGGUACGUCCCCGACAUGGCACUUAAAAUGAUGGGAAGCUGUGUGCUCAUCCUGUUUGUGUUUCUCGUUGAAGGUGUGUUUGGUGAUGAAGUGAAGUCAGUGAAGGAGGGAGAUCGUGUCGCUCUAAACACUGGUGUUACCAAACAACAACUUGACAUGAUGCGGUGGUACUUUAAUGAUGUUCUCAUAGCUCUGAUCAAUGGAGAUCCCAGUACAAGCUGUUUAUAUGAUGGAGAAGACGGGAGAUUCAGAGACAGACUGAAGGUGGACUAUCAGACUGGAUCUCUGAUCAUCACAAACAUCACAACUCAACACACUGGACGUUAUGAAGCAGAGAUCAUCAGAAGUGAGAGUUCGGGAAAAAGACAAAACUUGAACAGAAGCCCCAAGUGUAACAGCACAAAAAUCAUCCCAAAAAGUAGCAUCUUCGUUGGCAAAAUCAUUAAAUCAUUCUCUCUGACUGUCAAUGGUUCAGGUUCAGGUCUGUCUCCAGCUGCUGUAGCAGGAAUUGUUGUUUGUGUUCUACUGUUGGCUGCAGCUGUUGUUGGUGUGAUGAUCUAUUUCAGCAGGAGAUCCAGAAAAGACAAGAAGAAAAACAAACAAGUGCUAGAAUAGUGUCUAAGGAUGAGAAGCAGAAUGAAGAAGGCCACUUUCAUAGCAACCUGGGCUCUCUUCACACCUGAGCAGUGCCACAGACUGAUCGACUCCAUGCCACGACGCAUUGCUGCAGUAAUUCAGGCAAAAGAAGCCCCAACUAAGAAUUAAGUGCUGUACAUGCUCAUACUUUUCAUUUACAUACUUUUCAGUUGGCCAAGAUUUCUAAAAAUUAUUUCUUUGUAUUAGUCUUAAGUUAUACUUAGUUCUAAUUUUCUGAGAUACUGAAUUUGGGAUUUUCCUUAGUUGUAAGUUAUAAUCAUCAAAAUUAAAAGAAAUAAACAUUUGAAAUACA